CGCCGCCGCCACCGCCACUGCCGCCGGCGCCGCUCCUCCUCCGUGUCAGUUGUUGAGCUGUAAUGGCGACUGGGCCGCCGCUGCCGAAGUGACUCCCGGGGCGGGGGAGCGGGGCCGGACCUGCGCCUGAGAGGACUGCGGAGAGCCGCAGCUCGGGAGGGGGCUCGCGGCGGGGCAGAGGAAGGCCGCCUCUGCGCCUCUCCUUCCUUGCCUGCCGCCCGGCGGAUCCCGGGAGCCGGGGCGAGGCGGGCACCCGGUGCGUCCCCGGAGCGGGGAGGCCAGGCCGGGCAGCCCUGGGGCCGGUCGGGGCGGCGUCACUGCACCCUCCGCCAGGCCCCGCGGGAUGCACCGUGGGAGCCGAGGGCGGAGGCGACACUCUCAGGUAAAUUGGCAAGAUGAGGAGCAGCAAGUCAAAAGAGGUGCCUUUACCAAAUCCCAGGAACUCUCAGAGCAAGGAGACUAUUCAAGAUGUAACCACAUCAUGGGAUGCACUUUCUCAGACCAAGGCUGCUCUGAGACACAUUGAGAACAAAUUAGAAGUAACUCCUACAAGCACAGCUGUAAUCGAUUCUGUGAUGGAUACUAAGAAGUCUGCAAGUGCUACCCGAAAAAUAAGUAGGAAAGAUGGGAGAUGUCUAGAUGAUUCUUGGGCCAGUGCUCCAACUUCCAAAUUUUCCAAACCACGGAAAGAGAAAUCCCGUAGUCCUCUCAGGGCUACCACCCUGGAAAGUAAUGUUAAGAAAAACAAUCGUGUGGAGUUCCGUGAACCUUUGGUUUCUUAUAGGGAAACCCACGGUACACCUUUCAGCUUAAGUCCCAGUCAUCUGGAGUCAAAGCAUGUCUAUUGUAUUCACGAGGAGAAGCCCGAGAGUGGGAAGCAGAUGGUAGUUAGUCGGGAAGACCGGAAUAUCCAGUGCUGUGAUUUUGAGAGUGCUCAGCCCUCGGUCAUCAGUGAUACAGUUGUUAGAUUUUUAAAUGAUGGACCAGCAAUUGAUGCAUUGCACAGUUCUGAAUGUUUAAUGAAAAUGGGAGUACAUGUAAGAACUGAGGAUGAAAUGCCUAACAGAACAAAAGGAAGUGAGAACAAUUCAAAGCCUUCUCUUAACAACAUGGAACAUGAUGUUGAUCCGAAAGUGAUGCUGCUGUCUGACUCUUCUCCAUCCUCUAGUGCCUGUAAUUCCCAAAGAUCAGAUAUUUCAAAGCGGCAGCAACAUGAUAUUAAACUGGAAAAACUUAAAGAGCGGAUUAGGAAACAGUGGGAACACUCAGAAGAAAUAAACGGCCAGGCCCAGACUCUAGGUCAUAUUGACCAUCCAGUAAUGGUUGUUAAUGUUGACAACUCGGUGACAACGAAAGUCAGGAAAGUGGCAACAGCACCACCUGCUCCAGCAUACAAAGGUUUCAACCCGUCAGAGACCAAGAUUCGCACUCCUGAUGGAAAAGUGUGGCAGGAGGCGGAGUUUCAAAGCAUGAGUAGAGAGCUGUACCGAGACUUAGCACUUCAGUUCACAGAUGAUACCUCUGUAAAAGAGAAGCCUGUUGAAAAAAGUAAAGAGAAGAAAGUGGUUAAACCAGUACGAAAAAUCCAAAAAGUGACACAGUUAUCAAAUCCAGAAUGCAAAACAGGUAGCAGUCGUUUGAUAAGUACAUCUUCUUGGCGAGAUGGACAAAAAUUAGUAAAGAAGAUUCUGGGACCUGCACCCAAGAUGGAGCAAAAAGAGCGAAGACCCACAUCGAAUGACAGAAGUGGAAGAGAAAGAGUGGCUAAAUUUGGGGGCCAUAUUGGAAGAGCAGAAUCGGACCCCAAAUUGGAUGUUUCACAUAAACAGCUUCCACGAAGCUCAGCACGUUCAAGAAGUAGUAGAGCUUGGUCUGAAACUAAUAUAGUGAAAUCAGCUCUGUCCCUUCCAGACAAUAAGCAGGAGGAAAGCGCUGCCUUAAACAAGGAUUUUUUGCCAGUUGAAAUUCGUGGGAUUCUUGAUGACUUACAGCUAGAUUCUUCAGCUCAAGCUGUGAGGCAAGAGGCUGGAGAGGGACAGAAUCAGAAGUCAUCGGCCCCUGAACAAGUACCUCGGAGUCACAGCCCCGUGAAAAGAAAGCCAGACAAAAUAACAGCGAACGAGGAUCCGCCUGUGAUUUCCAAGAAGCGCCACUAUGACACAGAUGAGGUACGACAGUACAUUGUUAGACAGCAGGAGGAGAGGAGGAGGAGGCAACACGAAGAGAAGAAGGCUCAGAAGGAGGCUACGGAGCAGAAGAACAAACGAUUACAGGAGCUCUACCGGAGACAGAGGGAAGCCUUCUCUAAAGCAAAAACUGUGCCUCCUUCUGACCCAUUGGUCUCUAGACGGCUUCAGGAAACUUACUCCAAAUUGCUACUAGAAAAGACUUUGCUUGAAGAACCAGCCCGUCAGCAUGUUACACAGGACAUACAGGCCAGACCUGGGUAUCAGCCAUCUGGAGAAUCUGAUAAAGAAAACAAAAUACAGGAGCGUCCCCCAAGUGCGUCUUCCAGUAGUGACCUGUCCCUGUCAGAGCCUCCACAACCUCUUGCAAGAAGAGACUUGAUGGAGCCUACAUGGAUGCAGCCUGACAGACUGAGCCCUCGAGUUCACAGUUCUCAAGCCCAGCCCCUCGCUGGAACGACUGAGAAUUUACUCUCCCAUCUCCUGCAUCUUGAGCAUGUAGGAAUUUUGCACAAGGACUAUGAAUCUGUUUUACCAGCCAAGAAGAGUCAUAAUACGGCUUCAGGACCGUUAACUUUCACACCUCAACCAUAUCUGACCUCACAAGCUCCUCAUCCAGAUGCCUUGUUGAAACCUAGUACCAGCCAAUAUAAGACUAAACUGGAUCGUAUUGAAGCCCUGAAAGCAACAGCGGCCUCUCUGUCCAGUAGGAUUGAGAGUGAGGCUAAGAAACUAGCUGGGGCCAGCAUUAACUAUGGGUCAGUGUGGAACACCGAGUGUGAUGUGAAGCUAGCACCUCAAGAGAAUGGACCUUGGACUAAAGCUAUCAGUCCACCUGUGAAAGAGGACAUUGAAGAUGCUUUCUCUGCCCGGAUUCAGAAGAUGCUGGGAACCUGUGUGUCUCAUGCAGCUUUUGACGAUGAGCUUCCUGGUGUAGGCAGCCUUAGUGAAUAUAAAAAACUUCCUGAGAUGAUCAGACCCCAGAGUGCCAUAUCAAGCUUACGAAUGAAAUCCCCUAGUCCUAAGCCAGGAGGGCUGCUGGCACAGUUGUGCAGGAGGCAGACAGAUUCUUCCAGCUCUGACAUACAAGCCUGUUCUCAAGAAAGAGCCAAAAGGUCUCUUUGUUCCAGCAUAGACUCAGUCAGUGAAGGGCCUCUUCUUAGUGAAGGGAGUCUCUCUGAGGAAGAAGAACGCCGGGAUGCACGGCCCCUUUUGAAGGUAGCGGAAAUUUUAAAGGAAAAAGAAUUCUGUGCUGGGGAGAGAAACUCUUAUGAACCCAUCAAAGAGUUUCAGAAAGAAGCUGAGAAAUUCUUGCCACUUUUUGGGCACAUAGGUGGUACACAAAGCAAAGGACCAUGGGAAGAACUGGCAAAGGGAAGUCCACACAGCGUCAUUAAUAUUUUUACUAAGUCAUAUCAGUUAUAUGGAAAAGGGUUUGAAGACAGGGGAACAUUGGUAUCACGGCCUUUGAAUGCCACCGCAACCCCACUCAGCAGCGUUUCCUAUGAAGAUGAUUUUGUCUCCUCUCCAGGAAGUGGGACACUGACAGAAAGGAAGUCAACUCUUGAAUCCCAAGUUGAUGGUAGCAGCUUGGGCGUUCAGGAGGAGCAUCUGAGCAGACAGUUUGCCUGUGACCUUGCCUCUGUGGAUGCUACCUCCCAGCACUCCUCGGGAGCUCGCUCUGCUGGGUCCACUCGCUCCUCCUCAGCUUCUAAAGGGAAGAAGGGGAAGAAAGACAAGAUGGACUGGUUGGAUUCCCUCACUGGAAGUGCUCAGAACCCACUCAUUGAUGAGGAAAAAGUACAGUCAGACUCAGAACGCGGCUCCCAUCCAAGCAGGAAGCUUGGGACUGGCAGCAAACUUGCUGUUGGAGACUCUGAGCAGACUCUGGAUGCUGAGAGCACACUGGAAGACCUGUCUGGGCACUCUGUGAGUGGCUCUUCAGACAAGGGAAGAUCUCAGAAGACUCCAACUUCUCCCCUAUCUCCAAGUUCACAGAAAUUGUUACAGUUUGACCUUCCUGGGACUUCCUUAGAAAGAUCUAAGUCCUCAGUCAUAGUACCUCCAACUACAACUGGAUUUAAGCCCACUGCAGCUUUUACUGACGUGAAUAAAACAGAGAUGGCUUCAGCACCAGGUCCUCAGCGUUUCUCUCCUGCUGGCCUUCAGCAUCGCAUGGCUGCAGAACUCAGUUACCUGAGUGCUCUCGAGGAGUCAGUGCGCCAGCUGUCCGACGUGGAGAGAGUUAGGGGCAUUGCCCUCGCUCAGCAGGAGAGUGUAUCUCUGGCUCAGAUCAUAAAGGCACAGCAGCAACGUCAUGAAAGAGAUUUGGCCUUAUUGAAGCUAAAAGCUGAACAGGAGGCUUUGGAGUGUCAGAGACAGUUAGAAGAAACCCGGAACAAAACAGCUCAGGUCCAUGCAGAAUCUUUACAGCAGGUGGUUAAAUCACAAAGAGAAGUGACUGAAGUCCUCCAGGAAGCAACUUGUAAAAUAGCAGCUCAGCAAUCAGAGACCGCGCGCCUCACCACAGAUGCAGCGCGGCAGAUCUGUGAGAUGGCAGAACUAACUCGAACACACCUCGCAGAUGCCAUCACAACUUCUGGAGUUCCCCUAGCAACACUGUACGACCACCAGCGGCAGCAUUUUCCAGACUUCAUGAGAAAACUGAGGACCAAAGCUGAAACAGAUAGUUUUAGGAUAAGUCAUUCUGCUUCACACUCCCAGAGUAAAGAAGGCGCUGUGGACUCCAAGCGGCAGAAGUUCUCCCCUUCCCGUGACAGUUACUCUGAGUCUUCAAGAUACAAGAGUCAUGAUUACCGGAGUAGUAGUGGUAGCAGCCGACAGGACAGCCCUUCCGUUCCACCCAGUAAGGAGAAUGAGAAGCCAUUCCAUGGUGAGAAGAUGGAGAGCUCAGUUGAUGAACAGUUGCAGACAGCCGCAGAUGAUUCCUUACGAAGUGACAGUAUUCCGUCUCUGCCUGAUGAGAAAGACUCAACUUCUAUUGCAACAGAAUACUCCCUGAAAUUUGAUGAAUCUAUGACAGAAGAUGAAAUAGAAGAAAAGUCAUUUCGCUCUCUACUACCUUCUGAGAGUCAUCGUAGAUUUAACAUGGAAAAGAAAAGAGGCCAUCAUGACGACUCGGAUGAGGAUGCUUCCCCAGACAAGACUGCUCUGUCUUCUACCAAGGAGCUGAGCAUGCCAUUCUCAGGAGGACAGGAUAGCUUUUCUAAGUUCACCAUGGAGAUGGUGCGGCAGUACAUGAAGGAAGAGGAAGUGCGCGCAGCUCACCAGUCCUCACUUCUGCGUCUUCGAGAAAAGGCCUUAAAGGAGAAGACAAAGGCCGAACUAGCCUGGCUAGAGCAUCAGAAAAAGCAUCUACGAGACAAAGGAGAGGAUGAUAAGAUGCCCCCACUCCGGAAGAAACAGCGUGGUUUGCUUUUAAGACUUCAGCAAGAAAAGGCAGAAAUCAAACGUCUUCAAGAAGCCAAUAAGGCAGCCCGGAAAGAGAGGCAGCUGAUCCUUAAGCAGCAGGAGGAGAUCGAGAGGAUCCGCCAGACCACCAUAAAACUGCAGGAGAAGCUCAAGUCUGCAGGGGAGAAGAAAUUGGGCUCUCUUGCUGAUGAUGAUGAAGCAGAGGACAACAAGGCAGCUAGUCCUGGGCCACCCGGCUUGGAGACCCGCAGUCCUUCCCCGAUAUCGAUUUCCAGCAGUGAGACCAGCAGCAUCAUGCAGAAGCUCAAGAGCAUGAGAAGCCGCAUGGACGAGAAACACUGCUCUCCUGUUCACUACUUCUUCUCUGUCUUUACGUCUCACCACUGGGCCUCUCUCAGUGUCUGUUUCCCCAACCUUCAUCCCAAAUUCCAGCUGUAUAUCUACAACCAGUUGGUCAGGUUCCUGACGAAGCGAGAACAGAAGCUCAUGCAGCGCCGCCAGCACGCAGAGGAGCUCCUGGAGUGGAAGCGGCGUCUGGAUGCAGAAGAAGCGGAAAUCCAACAAAUGGAAAAACAAGCUUUGGCUGCCUGGGACAAAGAACUAGUAAAACCCAGAACUCCUAAGAAAGAACAGGAGAGCCAGAGAACAGAGCAGAAAGGAAUAGCAAGUGAAGAGGGAUCACCAAUGCCUUCUUACUCUCCGAGGAACAGUGAAAGUUGUAUUCCAGAAGACCUCGGCAGUCCUUCUGACUUAUGUGUUCCUUCUGAGGCUAGGGUACAGGCACAGCCUGGGAGUCCAGAGCACAGCACACUUACUGAGGAGAUGGUUUUUUCACAGGAGCUGGAAUCUACCUCUCCUAGCAAACAUUCACCUCCCAAAAGUUGCUUAUCUAUGUCAAAGCAAGAAUCUAGCAAAGCAAGUCACAGGACUGAAGGACACUGUCAUCUGCCUGUCAAGUCUCACCAACCCUGUUACAGUUGGUCAGAUGAGUCACUGUCUAUGACACAGUCAGAAACCACAUCUGACCAGAGUGACAUUGAAGGGAGGAUCAGAGCUCUGAAGGAUGAGCUGCGGAAGAGGAAGUCAGUCGUGGAGCAGCUGAAGAGGGAGCAGAGGAAGAGACAGAAGGAGAGACUGAAGGCCCAGGAGGCCAGUCUGCUCAGACAGCUGGAGACUUAUGAUGAAUUCAUUAAGAAAACUGAAGGUGAACUCAGCCAAGAUCUAGACAUAUCCCCAACAUCCAAAUUUCAAAUGAAAACUCUCUCCUCCGUAUCCGAAAAACCCAAAAUCAAGCCACACCCACUACACAGAUCUGAAACAGCAAAAACUUGGAAAUCUGUAACAGAGUCAGAGCGUUCCAGAGGGUCCUUGGCAUCCAUUGCUGAACAUGUUGAUUCUUCAUUAUCAUGUUCUGAGAGAGCCAUAUCAGAAAGGUCACUAUCUGCAUAUGCAAAGAGAGGGGUUGAGUUGGACAGCCGGAUAGAACAUUUGCAAGCCUCAUCUCCAGAUCUGUCAUCUAGAAAAGCACAGACAGAGUCUAGAGAUUCUCUUGAAAGCGCACCCUCGUUAUCUCCUGUGAAGGAAUUAAAUGCACCUGAUCGGAUUUAUGAUGUGUCAGAGGCUAAGGCUGAAGAUACUAGUCAGAAAUCAGAAAUACAAGAAAUAGAGUCCAUGAAACUGGAGAGCAGUGAGGUUGAAGAUGCCUGCUGUAAGCAGUCAGGCGGAUCUGAAGUCCUACUGAAACUAGACCUGGCCUCUGAAACCCUGUCAAGUAAAGAACUUCCCUCAGACUCUGCAAAUGUGCAGCAAGACUUAGAUAAACCAGCCACAGAAACGUCUCAUGAAAAAGAGGAAGCACUGAAAGAGGAUCAGUCCAAUCACAGUACAGAUGACCGCAGUCCAGACAUCCAGUCAGCAGGAGGCAUCCCUGAGCAAGGAUGCAGAGAGAGUGGGGACUCCACAUGCUCAGGACAGCUUUCUGUUCCUAAAGAGUCGUCCUACUCUGAAGAUUUUGAAGUGUCUUCUUUCAGGAAAGGGAUUUCUGCUGACGAGAUUAGUAAAGAUGACUCUGAGGGGUCCUCACCAUCGUCGCUCAGGAAGGACUCUCAGUCUCACAGAGAUAGGUCACAGCUCACAAGGAGCUCCAGAAGCAGAGCCACCGGGUCUGGAAGCGAUGAGGAGAUCAGCGAGUGUCUCGGUGAGAAAAGCCUCUCUGUUCAUAGUGGCGUCCACUCGGAAAGGCUGCUGGAGCUCAGGUCACCCACAGAGCUAAUGAAGAGUAAGGAGCGCAGCGACGUGGGGCACGAGCAGGGGGGGACUGAGCCCCUUCCCCUGGCUGCCACAGAGGAGCUACUAGAUUUCCACAUUGGGGAUAGGGUGUUGAUCGGCAGUGUUCAGCCAGGUACUCUUCGGUUCAAAGGUGAGACUGACUUUGCUAAAGGGUUCUGGGCUGGAGUGGAGCUGGACAAGCCUGAAGGAAACAACAAUGGGACCUAUGAUGGGAUUGUGUAUUUUGUGUGCAAAGACAAGCAUGGUAUUUUUGCUCCUCCUCAAAAAAUAUCUCACCUUCUAGAAAACUUUGAUGAUACAGACAUAAAUGAAGAUGAAGAGUCUUACUCAGAUGAACAGUACCAACCCUAUAAUCAAGAGCAGAAAGAUAUAAAAUGUCUAAAAGACAGAGAAAACAAUAUAGCUGAAUAUUUUUGUGAGAAGUCACUUCCUAGUAUGCAUAAUACAGAUGCCUCAGUGGAUAAAGAUAGAAGCCUUAACAUAGAAACAGAUACUUCUGAGGUCCUAGAGGUCCAUGGUCACCAACAGCCUUCAGUAGAUCCUCUGAUUUCUUAUAAGGAGAACAAAGUCCUUGUUUCUGAUGCCACAGAGAGUGUUCCUGCUGCUGCGGGUGCUGCUACUUCAGACAACACGUUUUCUGGAGAAUCAAAGCAACAGCAGCUUGCAGAGAAGGAAGAGAACUUUUAUUCUCAAGUUUUGGAAAAGCCCUCUACCCCUCUUCUGGAUCUUUUAACAAGAGAAAAAAACCAAUUAGAAGCUCAGCUGAAGUCAUCAAUAAGUGAAGAAAAAAAGUCAAAGCAGCAACUAGAGACAGUCAGCUUACUAACAGACAGUUUACUACAAGUCUUUGUGAAAGACACAGUUAGUCAACUACAACAAGUCAAAAAGGCUAGAAAUGAGAAAAUCCAGCUUAGCAAUCAGGAGUUUCUUGACCAAAAGAAAGUACCACCCCAAGACCUACCCCAAAAUACUGAAGAACAAUCACCCAGUGUUCCAAGUUGCUUUUUAAGGUCUGAAUUGGAAGAUGAAAAAGAAGAGAUUUCUUCUCCUGAUAUGUGUCCCAGACCUGAGAGCCCAGUGUUUGGUGCCAGUGGGCAGGAAGAGCUAGCUAAGAGACUUGCUGAACUUGAGAUCAGCCGAGAGUUCCUGAGCGCAUUAGAUGAUCAAGACUGGUUUGAUGAAGAUUUUGGUUUGAGCUCUUCUCACAAGAUCCAAAAGAAUAAGGCAGAAGAAACAAUCGUACCUCUAAUGGCAGAACCUAAGCGAGCACCCCAGAAGCCAUGUGAGACAUUAUUGGCAGUUCCCCAUACGGCAGAGGAAGUAGAAAGCCUUGUCCAUAAUGCAGCAGAGGAGCUUUGGAAAUGGAAAGAGUUGGGUCAGGACCUUCAUGGCCUCAGUCUUCCUACCACGUUCCUUGGUGGUGCCAGCAAAGGUCUAGACAUAGGCAGCACAAGUAGAAGAGUCUACAAACAGGCGGUUUUUGAUUUAACAAAAGAGAUUUUUGAGGAAAUAUUUGCUGAGGAUCCCAACGUGAAUCAGCCUGUCUGGAUGAAGCCAUGCAGAAUCAAUUCUAGUUAUUUCCGACGUGUGAAAAAUCCAAAUAAUCUUGAUGAAAUCAAGCACUUCAUAACAACCGAAGUACUCAAACUGCUUAGUCUCAAGAAGGAGCCAAACCACAAAACAGAUUGGCAGAAAAUGAUGAAGUUUGGACGGAAGAAAAGAGACCGAGUAGAUCACAUCCUGGUCCAGGAGCUGCACGAGGAGGAGGCACAGUGGGUGAACUAUGAUGAGGAUGAGUUGUGUGUGAAGAUGCAGCUGGCUGAUGGGAUCUUUGAGACCUUGAUCAAAGAUACUAUUGAUGUUCUCAAUCAGAUCAGUGAAAAGCAGGGGAGAAUGCUACUUGUGUGACAUCUUGCAAAUAAAUCGAACACUGAGUGCUAACAUGAGUCCUGGGCCUUUCUGCCUUCUGAUAUACACCCCAUCUCCACCAUAGCAAGAAUGCUUCUGGACCUUGAACCUGUUCUUAUGGACUGCUGGUUUGGAGUUCAUGGGACAAUGUGGUAUAUCUGGUAUUACAGCCUUUGCCUUUACAGACUGUCCACUGGAUUACGUGGUUUUUUCCCGUGGGCAGGGCUAUACUCUGAUGCUGAGACUUGGUAUCACCUCAUUAGCACCCAUACCUACUAGGUCUCAGAUGAGGGCUGAGAACACCAGACUGACCUCUGAGCUUAGACAAAGCUUGAGUGUCCUCAUGAGACUUGCGUCUCCGCAGGAAAGAGAGGUACAUAGAUUCUUCUUUUAACUUUCAAAACAUAAUCCUGGUCUAUACAAUGAAACUCACAAAUGGACAUGCUAGUCUCUGAACAGUAUUAAACCCAUAACCACUUUAAAAUAGGCAAACGCAAGAUUGUCUGCCUAUUUUACAUUCUGGAGUUUAUUUCUUCUUGAAGACCAUUUUCUUCCAUUCUUGAAGUUAAGCAGCACCAAGUGGAUGUCAGAAAUAAGUGGGAGCUUUGCUUUGGGCACCACCUAAAAACUAUAACCCAUUGCACUGUGUUUAAUUUUCCUGUCUGGGCAGAACCCAGUGAAGACGAGGCUCCAGGACUGCUGCGGGCUGUUCCUCCGCCCUGGUCCCACCCCUGCUCUCUCCUCAUCUGUCCUAACCUCUACCAGCUGCUCUCAGAAUCGUAGAUACUCAGGACCAUCUCAGGCAUCCAGGCAUGGCAAAAGUGGAAAGACCUCAUUUUGGCCUUCAAACGUUGACUUCCCAUCUCUCCCGCAGAAGUCAGUGCUGUUACUUGAAUGAGUUAGAAAAUGAGUGGCGCACCAAAGACAAGAAGAUCCUGUCCAGAGUCUGCCUGCUUGUUUGGCUCUGUGGAAUAUUUUUAAUUUAUUUUAAGGUAAAUUAUUAAGUUGAAAAUGUGUGUCCCUAUUGAGAAGUGAAAGAUUCUCAUCAUUGUAAACCUCCGUCUCGAAGCUUCUACAGUUUAAUCUUCGCACAGGAAAGCUGCAGUUUUAAUAAAUCUAUACACACACUGAAGAAGUCAGUUCAGUUCAUCAAAAAGACAACAGACGUUUACACCGUCACCCGGGCAGCAGGACAGGACAGGACUCGAAAGACUAAAGUUUAUCCUGCCUUUCUUGCAGCAUUGCAUCUUACAACCAUUACCUGCAUCUGAGGAACAUCUCCAGACUCCAGCUGCUACCUUUGAGCACCUGGUGCUCUCCUGGGCCCUUAGCACCUGCCUUCUUGACUGGUUUCUCUUCAUCAGUCCUGUCCUUCCUAAUCCCAGGGAAUGAGGAUGAUCUGAGGCGUGUGUGUAAAUGCCUUAACCCUAACAGUCGCGGCUAGAACAGCAUGGUAAGACAUCCGCUGGGGUCACACUUACAGACACCCUGGACAUUAUGGCUUCAAAACACAUUAGAAAACCCAAAGACAGCGUAACCCUUAAGUAUGCACGUUUGUUCUUUUCUGCAUCUUCCUUCCCUACUUGCCAUUGCAUCUCUGAUGUCUCACUCUGCACACGUCACUCCUCUUGCGUUUCAUCCUGUCAUUACACAACAUUUGCUGAAACCAUCAUUGGAUAUUUGCAUUUUGCACAGUGACUGGUGUGCUAGCUCUUGACAAUAAGAAAGCACUGAACUGUUCCAAUUGGGUCUCCUGAAUGCUCAGGUGGGUGUCUCAUCAGCAUCUCUUCUGUGCUUUUGCUGUUGAGCUGUCGUCUUUAGCCAUAAUGAGCAGGUUGACGAAGAGAAGAAAGGUUUCUCGAGGUUCUUAGUAGUGUGGAAAUAGUUUUCAUGUGGCCAAUGAAAGCAAAGAUAGUUCUCCUCAGUUUGUGUUCCUUAGGAGACAGGAGACAUCUGUGUCCAUCCCUUGACUGUUUGUAGGAUCAUAUUGUCUUUAUGAAACUGAACUUUACAGCUGCUAUAAGUUUUUUUAUAAAUGAAAAUCAAAUUAUAAUAGGAAUAUAGGUUGUUUUCCAUGUCUUCAUUAUUUGGACCUGAGGUUAAUUUUUUAAUAAGACAGUGUAUCUUUUACUCUCUACAUUAUCAUGCCAGAAAAGGAAAAACUUACUGCUGUAAGUCCAUAGGCUCAGCGACCUGGACAGUGCCGAGAUCGUGGCAGUGGCCGUCCUAACCUCCGCUAGCUGUCUUCACUAUCCAAGAACCCUGCAUUCCAGAUGCGAGGCGGGAGUAAGCCAGUCUCCUCCUUUGCUAGCAAUUACAGCUCCAGUUUGGUAGCAAAAACAAGUGAGUCUAUAGAGUUAACAGGUUUCUUCCUAUUUUAACUAUUUGGAUCUAACUGGGUGGGUUUACUGUUAGGGUCAGGAAUGAUGGAUGUGGCUGCCCAGCCACUCACUCGGUCCACACUGGGGUCUUUUUAAUGAAGCUCUGCCUCAUAACCAAGAACCUAAGAAUGCCCUCUUCCUAACUUUGCCCCUCCCCUACACCCGCGCCCUCCUGUCUGUCUGCAUUGAUUCCUCUAAACGAUCUUUGCAUCUGCAGUAAUACCUUUUAGUAUAGCACUGUCAGUACCUGGUAGUAAACCACCAUGGAGGCUUCAGAUUGACAUCUGAGUCCAAACAAUUUGUGCUAUCCAGGGCAGUUAACUCUGGGUUAAACUAGUACAGGGUAUCGAUUCCCUCUUCAGGUCUAAACAGGAAUUUUUACUCUAGGGAAAAGUGGAAAGAGCUCAAAAGUAGUUUAUAAGGAAGGUGACUUCCUUCUGUGACUACAGGUCUCUGAGAAAUUGUCUUUCAAAAGAGAUUGCAUUGCUCAUAAGAGUGUUGUGGCCUAUUGAUAAAAACAAUUUUGUUCACUUUCUUGUCUUGAAAAAAAAGUGGCCUUAGCUUUUUGCAAUACUUGAAUAAAGUGUGUACUUGCAAAAGAAUUUCUGUAGCACAGCAUUAGAGACUCAUAACUUUUCUGCAAGAAAUUCAAACUUACAUCUUCCUUUUACUACCUUAAGAAUACUAGUGAAUAAAACAUUAAUUCAAAGAGCAAGUGAUAGAAACUACAAUGCCGUUUAAUGCAAAUUGUAGGAAUUUACAUGUUUACAAAUCAUCUUAAACUGGUUGUGCAGCAAUUCAAUAAAAUCUUUGUAUUAUAAAAAUGUGAAGAAAGUGUAAACCGGUGUAAAGGAAGCACCGUUGUUGUAACUAAGCUGUGGAAAAGCUUUUCCUUCUGGACUUUGCAACGCCUUCUUGGUUACACAUUGCAAAGCAUUCUCUAGGGGGCUCAGCCUCCUCGUGUGUACUGUACUGUGCAGACAUGAAAAAUAAACCCGUUUACUGUGUGUGUGUAAAUAGCCUGAUCAUCAGGCCAUCUUCAGCCAAUAGUCACCCCCUGCAGCCCUUAGACGUCUGCACAGAAGCCCUAGGGUGUGGUUUGUAAGUACGCUCUGUAAAAUAACUGGGAUGAAGUCCCAUGUAUACCCAUGUACAUAGAUUUGUUAACUAAAAUGUACUUUAAGAUGAAAUCUGUAAAUAAAUUGAUUUAUAAAUUAA
Molecule: messenger RNA, 13414 nt
Organism: Mus musculus (house mouse)
Lineage: Eukaryota; Metazoa; Chordata; Mammalia; Rodentia; Muridae
Gene: Cep350
Product: centrosomal protein 350
Exons: 39
Coding region: 396-9815 (3139 amino acids)
Biological process (GO): microtubule anchoring; protein localization to centrosome
Cellular component (GO): ciliary basal body; nucleoplasm; nucleus
Molecular function (GO): microtubule binding
Source: RefSeq, a predicted model, not a curated record